AUGGCUUUUGUAUAUCAAGCAGAAAGAGAUAUUAACAAUGCAUCUGGAGCUUUGCCAUCUAAUGUAGGUCCUGGAAGUUACAUAGAAAAUAAAAAAUAUGAAGUUCGAGCUCAUGCUGCUCCAUUUAAUACACAAGUUGCAAGAAGCAAACCAUUAAAAAAAAGCAAUUCACCUGGUCCUGGCAGUUAUAAUGUUGAAUUUGUCACUGAAGGGUAUUAAUAAUUUUUAAUUGUGAGUUAACGAGUUGUUUUAUAAUCAGCACAAUCUGAAGUCAAAAUUGUAGAAUAAUAAAAACAACAAUCAGUUUUUAUGUCAUAAACAAAAAGAUUUUAGGAACCUAAAAUGUUAGAAACUCCAGGGUAUCAUUUUAAAUAUAUUUGAGUCCUGGUGCUUAUGAUUCUACAUAACAAAAGAAAAUGGUUUAAUAACAAUAUACAUCCUAAAAUUAUAUUGAUCAUCUAAUGAAACUAAAUAAAUAUUAAUCAAUACCAUCUAUUCUAACACCAAAUCAGUUAUUAAGGGGAAUAAAAGUAAUAUUAAUAAAAAAAAAAAUUCAAUAAUUAAUAAUUAACUUUUUCGAUAUUUAUUAAUAUUUAUUGAAAAUCUGUAUCCAUUUUCUAGAAUAAUUUUUAUUUUUAAUUUUAAUUUUUUCUCAUAAUUUUGUUUUAUUCAAUUGUUCAAAACUCAAGUGUGAGUCCAAUUAGUUUUAUAUGCUACAUCUAUAUUUAAUGAAUAAAACUUAAUUUAUUUAUUGAUUAUUUAAUUUUUUUAAUUUUAUGUAAGUUGUCUAAGAAUGUAUAUUUUUACUUAUGAUAUCAUAGUUCUCAAAAAGUGUGAUAUUUUUGGUUAAGGAGUUAAUUUUAAUUAUAAAAAAGAAGAUACUUAUAAGACAGGAUUUGGAGGGUUUGCAAGUAUAGUAAUAAUUGUAGUUUUGGUUGUCUUUUUUCAAUCAAAUGUUAUUACUUUCUUUGCAAAAACUCAUAUAUCUGUUGCUUUAACCACAAAUUUUGAUGAAGAUCCAGACUUAAUUGAACUUAAUGAUGAAAAUUUUAUGAUUGCUUUUCAAAUUGAACAAGCAAAUUUUACAACCAAUCCUUAUUUUAACAUUUCAGUGCUCCAAUAGUAAUAAUGCUAAUUAAAAUAGGAAUGCUACUAGAUUAGAUAAUGGAACAGUAGUUAAAAUAAAUUAAGAGGUUAAUCUUAUACCUUGUACACUCGAUAGAUUCCAAAAAAUAUUUACAAAAUACAAUGUUGAUUUCAAGACCCAAUUCGACUAAGUUGGACUUAAAAAUUUCUUAUGUCCAGAUUAUAAUUAUUCUUUAAAGCUAGGAGGAAGGUAUGCCAGUCAUGAAUUUGACUAUAUAAAAAUAACAGUGUCGGAUUGUAGUAAUAAGACAAUUGAAAAUUCUCGAUUAACAUGGAAGCCUGUUUGCUAAUCUAAAGAAGCUAUAUCAAAUUAUCUAUUGAAAAAUUCAGCAUUUAAAGUCUCGCUUUACAUGACAAAUUUAGUUAUGAACCCAACAAAUCCAUAAGAUUUUACUUCUGCAUUUCUGGAUGACGAAUUAUAUUUUACUUUUGUAUAUAUUUUAGAAUAUCUUUUAGACACCAAAAUAACUUUCGAGAUAAGCAAAUAUAUUUUGGAGAAAAUAUAAUUUUUAAACAGAUGAUAGUUUGACACCUUUUUAAGUUAUGGUAAAUGAAACACAUUACGUACGAUCAGCAACAGAUUAUAGAGAUUUAACACUUUUAGGAACUGCUGUUGAUAGCACAUAUGCAUAGUUUUAUAUGAGAAGGAGUACUUACACUGAAAACGUUUAUAGAAAUUAUUAAAAAGUAGACGAUUUAAUGUCUUAUUUGGGAGGAUUUUUAUAAAUUAUGAUAGUAUUCUUUGGAUUCUUUAUUCAAGUUUAUAAUAAAUAAUCUUGUAAUUUAUAUCAUAAAAUAAUUUAGAACUAGUUGAUUUAUCAAAUGAACUAUUUGAUUUUGAUAUUGAAGAUAAUUAAGCAUAAAAACUAAAUAGAAAUGAAUUGGUAGCUAAUGCUGAUGAUUUCGAUUUCUAAGCUUAAGACUCGAAUCAAUAAUAGUCAAUGAUAAGUUUAGGACCUGCUUAGCAAAGUGUGAGAUUUGAUAAAGAUUAAGUAAAUAUGAAUAAAUCUUAAAAAUCCAUAAAGAAUCCUUCAAAAGGAGUAUCAUUAAAAUAAUUAAAUUCAGUUCAAGAAAUUACCCCUUUAUCCUAAUUAUCUAUUAAUAAUUAAAAAUUAAUAGAAAAACAUUAAACUUCACUUGAAAAAAUGGGUAGCAAAAAUGGAAGAUAAUAUUUUCUUGAAUAAAUUUAAAAAUUAUUUUCGAAAACAAAAAAAUUAGAUUUUACCUUUAAAUUUUUCAUUUAAAAAGUAUUUUGUGAAAGAAUGAUGAAAAAUCCUUAAGUUUUAUUAUUAAACAAAGCAGUGUAAAUAAUUUAUUUAUUUAGAAAUUAAAUCAAUGCAGAAUUGGACGUAUUUGGAAUUUUGGAUAAAUUGCAUGAGAUAGAUAAAUUAAAAGAAUUGCUAUUAAAAAAACCUUAAUAAAUUAUAUUUAAUUUUACUCCUAAACCGUUGAUUACUUUAUAAGAAUCGAAAUCUUUACCUUCGAGAUAGCGAGCAUAAACAAUCAAAUCCUCAAAACAUUCUAGGUAAUUAAUCAAAUAAGUUGUAGAUCUUUCAAUAAGGUGGAAUCUUCUAUGAAGAUCUAAUUAGACUAAGUAAGUAAACAUGUAAUUGAAAACAAAGAUGACUUUAUCGAUCAAGAUACUCCAUAAUAUUUAUAUUCCAAGCUAUUUAAAGUAUGUAAUUUUAAACAAAUAGGCAUAUUAAAAACUGAUGACUUUAAUUGAAAACUAGCAUGAAGAUGCUUAUUUAAACAAUCAAUUAAUUAGAAAAUUAGGCCCUUAAAUCUAAAAUAUUUUUGAAGUUUCCUGGCUUUUGAUGUAAUAAACAAAAGCAUCUAAAGAAAUUGAUGUAAAUGAUAGAGCUAAAAAGCUAAUAUCGUCUAAAUUUAGCAGAUUCAAAAACCAAAUCUAACAAGAGCAAGAAUCAAAUGGAGAAGUUGAUCCACAAGAUAUUGAAAUAUAGUUUAGUCCAAAAACAUCCUAAAAUUAAACCAUUUUGAGACGAGUUAUUGGAAAAAGAAAUUCGAACGAAUUUUGA
This is a messenger RNA of Paramecium sonneborni, 3185 nucleotides long. The record is from the annotation of a GenBank genome assembly. NCBI's taxonomy places the organism in Eukaryota, Ciliophora, Oligohymenophorea, Peniculida, Parameciidae.